GAUGCCGUACAUCGAUUAAACACCACCCAGACAGGCUUCAAUUCCAAAGAGAAAUGCGAACUUCGUCGCCAGCUAUUAGGUAAAGCCGAUGUACCACAAAUGAGGAAGUGGUUAUCCCGUAUCGGGUAUACGCCCACCGACCUCAACAGCCUCAACGUCGUCCACGUCGCCGGAACAAAAGGCAAAGGAUCAACCUGCGCAUUCGUAAACUCGAUCCUCAACCGCUACCACUCAUCCAUUGGCGCACCGCGCAAAAUCGGCCUCUACACCUCCCCGCAUCUCAUAGCCGUGCGCGAGAGAAUCCAGAUAAACUCGCAGCCUAUAUCCGAAGAACUUUUUACGAAGUACUUCUUCGAAGUAUGGGAUGCGCUCGAGGAAUCCGCGGUACGGGACGGACUCGAUCCGUCGAUAUUGAAGCCAACGUAUUUCCGGUUCCUGACGUUAUUGUCGAUCCACGUGUUUAUGAGAGAGGGCGUUGAUGUCGCUGUUUACGAAGUCGGUGUUGGGGGCGAGAACGACUCGACGAAUGUUUUUGAAAAGCCUGCUGUGACUGGUAUCACGACGUUGGGGAUUGAUCAUGUGAAUGUGCUGGGUGAUACAAUUGACAGUAUCGCGUGGCAUAAGAGCGGGAUAUUCAAGGAGGGGUGUCCGGCGUUUACUGUCGACCAGGUGCCCGAGGCUAUGGAGGUUCUUGAGCAGAGGGCUGUGGAGAGGGGGGCUAAAGGACUUGGCAGGGUUGGGGUGUGUCCUGCGCUAUUACAGCAAAAGGUGGAUAUCCGGCCUGCAGAAGACUUCCAGAGGAAGAAUGCCUCGUUGGCUAUUGCACUCGCGCAUACUGUCCUGGGGAAACUGGGCAUUGAAACUAAUCCUGACCAGCAAAACCUCCCAGCAGAAUUCGUCCAAGGCCUAGAAAGCGUUGUUUGGCGAGGUAGAUGCGAGGAACUAAGAAGCAGACAGCAACACUGGCACCUGGACGGCGCGCACACAGAGGCAAGUCUGGAAGUAGCGUCGUUGUGGUUUGGGAAGGUAUCACAGAAACGACACAGAGAUAUACCUCGUGUGCUGGUUUUUAAUCAGCAGUCGAAGAGAAGAGAUGCCGUCUCGCUGCUGAAAACUAUCCACCAGACAUUGCACGACCAUUUCAAGAUGUCUUUUCAGUACGCGCUGUUCUGCACGAACGUGACGUAUAAAGACAAUUCAUACAAUCCCGCAGACCUUAUGGACAAGAACACAGAUCCAGACGCCAUCCAGAAUCUCAGCCUGCAGAGAGAAUUGGCGAAUAUAUGGAAGGAUCUGAACCCGGGGACUGAAGUCGCGGCGCUGUCAUCUAUCGAGGGAGCCAUUGAAUAUAUUAAGAACAUCAAUGGUGGUGUGGGAGAGAGCCAGGUUUUGGUCACUGGGAGUCUGCACCUUGUUGGUGGUGCUAUGGCGGUUUUGGAUGACAUGAAGGGUGAAUAGGAGUCUUGGGGUACAUGAGCAUAUAGUGAAGGAAAAAAGAUUCUAGUCAAUGUAA
Messenger RNA from Aspergillus glaucus CBS 516.65, 1513 nucleotides. RefSeq lists its product as uncharacterized. Gene Ontology annotation, molecular function: ATP binding; tetrahydrofolylpolyglutamate synthase activity. The transcript is spliced from 3 exons. NCBI's taxonomy places the organism in Eukaryota, Fungi, Ascomycota, Eurotiomycetes, Eurotiales, Aspergillaceae. The record is from RefSeq and is a predicted model, not a curated record. Bases 100 to 1458 code for a protein of 452 amino acids. Gene Ontology annotation, biological process: tetrahydrofolylpolyglutamate biosynthetic process. Gene Ontology annotation, cellular component: cytosol; cytoplasm; mitochondrion.